CCAAUCGCAACCCCAAGCUCACCUCGAAGACGACGACGACAGCUGCCCCCGACUCCCACCCUCCCGACCGAUCCCACGACGCAGGGGAAUGGACCAAUUGGUCAAAUCACCACCAUGGAGUUCCUAAAAGCCGCCUCCCUCCGGCGCCUACCGACCUCAAAAUGGUCACUCACCACCCGCCGCCAGACCUGGACGUGUACCUCCUGCCUCUCCUCCUCCUCCUCCUCUCCUCGAAGAUUCACCACCUCCCUCCCCCGACUCUCCUCUACCACCGACUUGCCCACCAAACCCUACUAUGUCACCACCCCCAUCUUCUACGUCAACGCCGCCCCCCACAUCGGCCACAUGUACUCCAUGACCCUCGCCGACGUCCUCAAACGCUACCAAUCCGUUCUCCACUCCCGUCCCGCGAUCCUCCUCACAGGAACAGACGAACACGGCAUGAAAAUCCAGCAAGCGGCCUCCAACAAAGACAUGCACCCCAAGCAAUUCUGCGACGAAACCGCCGAACAGUUCAAAGAGCUGGCCUCUACAGCCCAGAUAUCGUACAACCGCUUCAUCCGCACCACCGACACCGACCACAUCCAAGCGGUGGAACAUUUCUGGUUUUUGCUGCAAGAAAAGGGGUUGAUAUACGAGAGUAAACACGAGGGAUGGUAUUCCGUUAGUGACGAGGCGUUUUAUCCAGAAAGUCAGAUCGAGAAGAAGAUGGAUGCUUUCACGGGGGAGGUUUUCAUGGCCAGCGUCGAGAGCGGGAGUAAGGUUGAGUGGGUGGAGGAGAGGAAUUACCACUUCAGGAUGACGGCUUUACGGGAGAGGUUGCUGGGGUUUUAUGGGGAGAAUCCGGAGUGGGUGGUGCCGGCGAAGAGGAUGGGGGAUGUGGUGGAUUGGGUUAGGAAUCAUUUGACGGAUUUGUCGAUUUCGAGACCGGCGAGUAGGUUGAGCUGGGGGGUGAGGGUGCCGGGGGAUGCGAGCCAGACGAUAUACGUCUGGGUGGAUGCUUUGAUUAAUUACAUCACUGCGGCGGGGUUCCCGAACUGGCAGCCGGGAAGGAGGGAGGUGGGUGGGUGGCCGGCGGAUGUGCAUGUCAUUGGGAAGGAUAUUGUUAGGUUUCACUGUGUGUAUUGGCCGGCGUUGUUGUUGGCGUUGGAUUUGCCGAUGCCGAAGAAGGUGCUCACGCACGCGCACUGGACGAUGAACAGGACGAAGAUGAGUAAGAGUUUGGGGAAUGUGGUCAAUCCGAUGUAUGUCAUGAAUGUGCACGGGGCGGAUGUGUUGAGGUUUUACCUCAUGUUCGAGGGGGGGAUUGGGAAUGAUGCGGAUUAUAACAAUGAUAACUUGCUGGUGAAGCACAAGAAGUAUUUGCAGGGAGGGGUGGGGAAUUUGGUGUCGAGGAUAACGAGGUCGAAGCUUUGGAAUCUGAAGGAGAUUAUUUCGAGAUCGCCGAGGGGGAGGAUAGAGUUCCCGGAGGACAACUUGGCGACGCUCCCGGCGAUUGUGGACAAGCACAUGGAGAAUCUGGAUCCUGUCUCUGCUCUGCGGGCCAUCAUGGAGGUCGCAACUCAGGCCAACGCCCUUCUCUCGGAAAUAGAACCCUGGAGGUUAAAAAAGAGCACCACCCGAGAAGAUCAUGAUCUCGCCGACGAAAUGGUCUGCCUCGCUGCAGAGAGCCUACGGGUUUGCGGUAUUCUCCUACAGCCCUUUCUCCCUACCAAAGCAGACCAACUCCUCGACAUGCUCGGGGUGUUGCCAGAAAACAGGACAUUCAAAAACACCGAGCUCUUCUCAGACACUAGCUACGGAGUGCCAAUAGCCAACCCCGGCAAGGGAAGGGAAGACAGUCUAUUUCCUGCGUUAUACCAAGGCCUACAAGCAGCCGAGGAGAAGCUAAGGACUGUCAAGAAGGAGAGAAAGGAAGCAAAGAAGCGGCAGAGUAAGGCACAGAGAGGGAAAGAGGUCGACGAGUGGUGGAAACCGGAGGCUAGUGGUGGGCAGUCAUGAGCGAGAGAGGAUGUAUGAUAUUUGUAUGAUAAAAGAUACCAUGGGAUGUUGGAGUUUUUAUGCUCGAAGGAAACUCUUGAAAAUAACAAGCUUUUGACACACAAACCAUUGCUACGGUAG
This is a messenger RNA of Podospora pseudopauciseta, 2121 nucleotides long. It is a transcript of the gene MSM1, whose product is annotated as methionyl-tRNA synthetase. The coding region runs from base 115 to 2001 and encodes 628 amino acids. The transcript is spliced from 2 exons. Gene Ontology annotation, molecular function: methionine-tRNA ligase activity; ATP binding. Gene Ontology annotation, biological process: methionyl-tRNA aminoacylation. NCBI's taxonomy places the organism in Eukaryota, Fungi, Ascomycota, Sordariomycetes, Sordariales, Podosporaceae. The record is from RefSeq and is a predicted model, not a curated record.